GGUUUCUCUCAUACACUGUUAUUUGCUACUCAACAGAGGGCGUGGCCUUGCAAGGUUCGACGUCAUUUUUUCACACACCGUUGAUGGGCGUGGCCACCGUAUUCCAAAGUGGAUACGAAAUUUAUUGAUUGCUCCAGAAUGCGGACACUUCUCGUAUUCCUCGCUAUCCUAGCCGUUGCACUGGCUCAAAUGACCUUCACUGAUCAAUGGAAUAAGAGAAGCGGACUAUUCGAACCACUUGCACCACAGAGAACUUCGGGACGUUCAGCGUCAUGUAGUCGUCACGAGAUCGAUGAAAUGCUGCUUCAACUUGCCCAAGUUCAAUCCGCACAAAAGGAAAUUCUCGCCGAUCUAAACGCUUGCGCUGCAACGAAGAAAACACUCUAGGACCAUCCUAACAUCACCAUCAUCACGGUCCGCUGUUUGAUUCCGGGUCGAAUCGAGAACUAGAAAAGCAGAAAGAGAGUGCAGAAUUAUUUUUGCUAUCGUAAUCCAGGUGUUAUGGUAGUGUUACAAACGCUUUAAGCCACAUGUUCCAGAAUAUUCUCUUCUUCCCCUUAUAGGCGCAAUCUGUCUGUGAUUUUCCUGAACGUUAUUCAUUUAUAUUGGCGCGUUUUUCCAUUCGUGUUGUUUCCAUCGGAAAGUGAAUUAAAGAUCUCAGAAUGUUAUA
Cylicocyclus nassatus is the source of this 670-nucleotide messenger RNA. The record is from the annotation of a GenBank genome assembly. Lineage: Eukaryota; Metazoa; Nematoda; Chromadorea; Rhabditida; Strongylidae.